CUCCCUCUCUCUGAGUAGAGGCGGUGGUGGUGGAGCACAGCUGAUGUUGAGGAGAGAGGCAUCAUGUGUGAAGGCUGUUCUCUAACGGACUAUAUUCAGCUUUACAGAGAGGCCAGGUCAAGCACCCCUGAGCCUUGGAUCUUUCCUCAUCUUAACCAGCAGUAUAACAGCCCGAUGGGACUAACUGCUUCUACUCCUCUCCGCCUCUGAGAUCCUCUGUGUUCUCCUCCACCACCUUCACAGCCUGUGGCAGUAUUUGCUUUCCACAGAGAUGGACAGCUGCUCAGUCUAGACUUAGAAUCAUUGUUGGAUCUGUGGAUUAACUGUGAAGCCACAAAUUCAACUGACUUUAUCAAGAUUAAGGUCCUUGUAUUGGAGACAGGCCCGGAACUGACACCAUAGACACCUAGAGAUGUGAUGACCAGAGAAGUCGUCAAAACAGAAGAACUCGUAAUAUUGUUGGUGGAUGGUGUCAACCAAACAUAGGUCAAAAUGGAACCAAUUAGAAAAGACAUGGAGCUGCUAAGUAACAGCAUGGCGAGCUAUGCUCACAUCAAAGCCAACCCAGAGAGCUUGGCUUUGUACUUCAUGAUGGGUGUGUGUUUUGGCCUGCUCCUGGCCCUGUGCCUCCUGGUCACCGGCAUCGCCUGUAGCACACAUCGUGGUCGCACCAAGAACACUCCCCACGCCCUAGAGAGGAGACAACUGAAGUCUAGUGAAGAAGAUGAGGAACAGGAGAAAGUGGAUGUGGAAGAAGGGGAGGAGGUUGAGAUCCCUAAAUUAACUAUGGUGCCUAUGAGCAACCUCAGCAGCCAAUCAAAUGAUACUUUGAGGAGCGUGAACGUGUUUGCGUCGGCAGAUGAGCUGGAGAGGGCGAGGCAACUGGAGGAGAGGGAACGCAUCAUCAGAGAAAUCUGGAGAAACGGGCAGCCUGAUAUAAUGGCGACUGGGACAGGGACCAUCGGACGGGUACACUACCUCUAAAGGACCUAAAGUGACUCAAUGACCCACUAACAUUUUAUUAACCCUGAACUUUAUAUACUUCAGACAGAGACUGUAGUGGACUUUACUGGGCAAGCACAGAUUCACCUUCAUCUUUUCAUUCAAUGUGUAUUUUCAACGUUCUUCAUUAAUGUACGACCAUGGCAAAUGUGUUGCACAAUACAAUGUACGCUUUUAUGUUUAUACUUCAAUGAGUAUCCAUAUACAUUUUUUAUUUUGGUAAUAAAAAGUAGAAUUUCA
Molecule: messenger RNA, 1242 nt
Organism: Oncorhynchus gorbuscha (pink salmon)
Lineage: Eukaryota; Metazoa; Chordata; Actinopteri; Salmoniformes; Salmonidae
Product: protein eva-1 homolog B-like
Exons: 3
Coding region: 493-984 (163 amino acids)
Source: RefSeq, a predicted model, not a curated record